Psylliodes chrysocephalus is the source of this 366-nucleotide messenger RNA. The record is from the annotation of a GenBank genome assembly. NCBI's taxonomy places the organism in Eukaryota, Metazoa, Arthropoda, Insecta, Coleoptera, Chrysomelidae.
AUGAUUUUAAACUAUAAAGAAGUUCUUGUGCCAUUUUUCAAGAAAAGCAAUAUUAAGAAUAGUUCUGGUGCAAAAUUCACCACAUCGAAAUAUAAAGUUAUUGAAUUUAGUGAUGAACAUAAGGAAACUGUUACGUGCUCAGAGUCAGCGAAUGGUGUAGUCACUGAAGAUUUUAUUCAUCUAAAGAAAUCUUGUUUACCGAUUUUUCCAGAAGUACAAAAUAAGGUUUAUAAUGCUCCAUUGCCUUUAAAAAAGUAUAAGCUAUUAAAUGUUAUGGAAUUGGCCAGACAGUAUGUUGGCGAUGCUGAAAUGUGGUACUACCAACUUGUACCUACCUGCAGAGACACAAGAAUGCCAGACAUCUAA